This is a messenger RNA of Eruca vesicaria subsp. sativa (arugula), 426 nucleotides long. NCBI's taxonomy places the organism in Eukaryota, Viridiplantae, Streptophyta, Magnoliopsida, Brassicales, Brassicaceae. The record is from the annotation of a GenBank genome assembly.
AUGGCGCCAAAGGCUGACAAGAAACCCGCAGAGAAGAAACCAGCAGAAACCACCACCGCGGCGGCGGAGAAGAAACCAAAGGCCGGGAAGAAGCUCCCCAAGGAUCCCGCCGUGGCCGGAGACAAGAAGAAGAAGCGGUCGAAGAAGAGCGUGGAGACUUACAAGAUCUACAUCUUCAAGGUCUUGAAGCAGGUUCAUCCCGACAUCGGAAUCUCGAGCAAGGCCAUGGGGAUCAUGAACAGUUUCAUCAACGACAUCUUCGAGAAGCUUGCUGGUGAGUCUUCGAAGCUUGCGAGGUACAACAAGAAGCCGACGAUUACUUCCAGGGAGAUUCAGACGGCGGUGAGGCUUGUGUUGCCUGGUGAGUUGGCGAAACAUGCUGUCUCUGAGGGAACCAAGGCGGUGACUAAGUUCACGAGUUCUUAG